Molecule: messenger RNA, 459 nt
Organism: Guyanagaster necrorhizus
Lineage: Eukaryota; Fungi; Basidiomycota; Agaricomycetes; Agaricales; Physalacriaceae
Exons: 2
Coding region: 1-459 (152 amino acids)
Source: RefSeq, a predicted model, not a curated record
AUGGUUCUCCGACGAACGUCAUGUCAGGCAGACGAGACCUGCUCAAUGCUUGCUAAUCUCCUCGCGAACCGCGUCCCUGAGGCUUAUACUAUGGUCCUUGUUAAUCGAUGUCCAGAGUUUUUCGGCAACCAUGUAUUCGAUAUGGCAUCAAAUUUUGCCAUUAGUCAGUACGUUGCUGGAACUUCCAUCAUGUUACACGGAUCGAAUGGAGACGCCAAGAACAUGGCAACAACUUCAGCCAGCACAUUAACCACCUCCAUGAACCUCACAACCUUUUUCGCUGUGUGCUGUAUAUCCUGGCCGCACGUACCCCUCGGAGAUGUACAAGCAGACCGGCGUGCCAUUUAUACGGACGGGACGUUACAGUACCCAAAGCUCCAUAAGCUGACUCUGGGGAAGGAUGGUGGGGAUUUCUUCGCUCAGCAGCAAGGCAAGCUAGACCAAGAGCAGGAGGUUUAA